GUAUUUGAAGCAAAUAAACCUGUCCUACAAGUGGCUGAUCCCGAAAUCAUCAAACAAAUUAUUGUCAAGGAUUUCAAUAAAUUUGUGAACCGGAGGUCAAACUCAAACAUAAGUCAUCCUGUCUUUGACCUGAAUCUGGCGGCGGCCAAAGAUGAGGACUGGAAACGGAUCCGAUCGAUAGCCAGCCCUACGUUCACAUCGGGAAAGAUGAGGAAAAUGUAUCCAUUGGUGAGACAGUCGUUGAAUGAAUUUCUCGACGUUUUAGACACUUAUGCGAAACAAAGGAAAGACAUAAAUGUGAAGGAUAUGUUUGGUUGUUAUACAAUGGAUGUGAUCGCCAACUGUGCCUUUGCUACCAAAACCAAUACCCAUAAGGAUCCUAACGAUCCGUUUAUCAUAAACGCCAGAAAUUUCUUUAAGCCUUCCGUUUGGAGAUUUUUUGUCGUCACCCUAUUUCCGGCAUUUGUAUUGAAAAUGAUAAAUAUCCGGACGUUUAUCGAUGAGAACUCCAUCACAUUCUUCUGUGGUAUUGUGACACAGAUAUUAAAAAUGAGACAAAAGUCGGAUAAGAAAUACAAUGAUUUCAUGGCUCUUAUGAUGAAUGCCGAGAAGGGAAGCCAUAGUAAUAGGGAUGAGACUGAUAUACAUGAGGCACACCAUGUCAAUGAAGGAGCGGAUGAAUUGGCCGUCGAGUCCAAGGUGUUGGACAUAAAGCUAUCAAAUAAGAUGUUAACUGAGGGCGAGAUACAGGCGCAGGGGAUUGUCUUCUUUGCGGCCGGUUAUGAGACAACGGCUACUCUUCUGACGUACUGUUCCUAUGAAUUGGCACUCAAUGCACACAUUCAGCAGAAAUUAUACGAAGAAAUCCGGUCUUCGUUUGACUCAAACGGAGAGAUAGAUUACAAUCUGUUGGCGAGACUCCCGUAUUUGGAUGCAGUCUUAUCGGAGGCACUGAGACUCCAUUCGCCGGCCAUUAAACUGUCGAGAGUUGCCUCAGAAGACUACAAAUUAGGAGACACCGGGAUUACUAUCCAAAAGGGACAGACGGUUGAAUUUGGGACGUAUGCCAUCCAUCACUCGGAGGAGUAUUACCCGAAUGCAGAGAAGUUCACUCCCGAAAGGUUUUUGCCAGAAAACAGACACAAAAUACUUCCCUACACUUACCUACCCUUCGGUGCCGGUCCUCGU
Messenger RNA from Oppiella nova, 1188 nucleotides. The record is from the annotation of a GenBank genome assembly. Lineage: Eukaryota; Metazoa; Arthropoda; Arachnida; Sarcoptiformes; Oppiidae.